AGUUUCAUAUUUUCUUCUCUUCCGUUCUUCUCUCCCGUUCUUCUCUGUCUCUCCUAUUGACAAAACGCCGGAUCGUUCUCACUCCCCCCCGGACACCUCCUCGCCGAAUUGCCAUCGCCGUUUACUUCUUCUCCGAAAAUUGCGUCUUCGCCGAACAAUCGAGCUACAUCUCCCGUUCUUCUCUCUGUCAUUGACAAAAUGUUGUCGUAGAUUCACAGAUCCGGCGUCAUCGAUUGCCUUCGUGCCAACAGGUGCUCGAUACAAAUACAGUUUCCUUUGCUGCCUUUUCAGCUGGUCUUUGUUGGUUCUCAUUUCUGAAUAAGUCAAGAUGGUUGUUCUUGCCGCUUCUAUUGUAAGCAAGUCUGGUAAAGUGCUUGUUUCGAGGCAGUUUGUGGAUAUGACUCGUAUAAGAAUUGAAGGUCUUCUUGCAGCUUUUCCCAAGUUGGUAGGAACUGGGAAGCAGCACACAUAUGUUGAGACAGAGAAUGUGCGCUAUGUUUACCAGCCAAUAGAAGCUCUGUACUUGCUACUUGUGACAAACAAACAAAGCAACAUCCUUGAAGAUUUGGAGACUUUGAGGCUGCUCUCUAAGCUUGUACCUGAAUAUGCCUAUUCUCUAGAUGAAGAGGGAAUUUGCAAGACAGCUUUUGAGCUGAUUUUUGCUUUUGAUGAAGUCAUCUCCCUUGGGCACAAGGAAAAUGUAACUGUUGCACAGGUUAAACAGUAUUGUGAGAUGGAGAGUCAUGAAGAGAAAUUGCACAAGCUGGUAUUGCAGAGCAAGAUCAAUGAAACCAAGGAUAUUAUGAAGCGCAAAGCUAGUGAGAUUGACAAAAGCAAGAUUGAAAGGGGGAGAGGGGAUAAAGGAGGGUUUAUUUCUUUACAGUCAAUGGGCUCUGGAAGAAUUGAGAGUAGCUUUGGUGAUAUGAACAUAUCUAGUGGUGGCGGAGGUGGUUUUGGAAGUGGUUCCGGCUUUGGAUUGAGCACUGAUAUUGAAUCCUUUUCUACCAAGUCCAAAGGUCGUCCACCUUCAUCUGCCACUGCUCCUCCAAAAGGUCUUGGCAUGCAGCUUGGUAAAUCUCAAAAGACAAACCAGUUCAUAGAAUCCUUGAAGGCAGAAGGGGAAGUAAUUCUUGAGGACGUGCAGCCAAAGACAGGCCAGUCCAGAUCAGCUGCUCCACCACUAACUGAUCCCAUCACUUUGACUGUUGAGGAGAAACUCAAUGUGACACUGAAACGAGAUGGUGGAGUUAGUAACUUUGAUGUUCAAGGAACAUUGUCACUUCAAAUUCUUAAUGAAGAAGAUGGGCAUAUCCAAGUUCAGAUUGAAACCGGUGGGAAUCCAGGUAUCCUUUUCAAGACGCACCCUAAUAUGAACAAAGAGUUAUUUUCCAACGAGAAUAUUCUAGGCCUUAAGGACCCAAAUAGGCCUUUCCCAACCGGUCAGGGUGGUGAUGCAACAGGUGUUGGUCUGUUGAAGUGGAGAAUGCAAAGUACAGAUGAGUCAGUGGUGCCAUUGACAAUCAACUGCUGGCCCUCUGUUUCUGGAAAUGAAACUUAUGUCAGCAUUGAAUAUGAAGCUUCAUCAAUGUUUGAUCUACGGAAUGUUGUGAUCUCAGUACCUCUUCCAGCUCUUCGAGAGGCACCAAAUGUUAGGCAGAUUGAUGGAGAAUGGAGGUAUGACUCGAGGAAUUCUGUGUUGGAGUGGUCCAUUCUUCUUAUUGAUAACUCAAACCGAAGUGGAUCCAUGGAGUUUGUUGUUCCUCCAACAGAUUCAUCUAUAUUCUUCCCGAUUUCUGUGCGGUUCUCAGCCACUAACACAUUCAGUGAUCUAAAGGUUAUAAAUGUGAUACCUCUGAAGGGCGGAGUCCCGCCGAAGCAUGCCCAGAGAACACAGUUAAUCACAGAGAAUUACCAAGUGGUGUGAGUGGAGAUACUUCUUGCAAUAACUGCAUUUGCCCCACUUGGCAACCCAUAUUUCUGCUUGUCUUUGGAUUCUUGUACAUCAGGCUGGAUUCUAGCAAUCGCAUUUCUGUUGUGAUUUCAGCCUAAGGAUCUCUGUAGAGCUUGGAUUUUACUUGUGAUUUUUCUCAUUUUGGGAUUUUGUAUGUCUAGCCUGGCCCAUAUGCUGCCAGUACAAUUGAACCAACUUAAAAUCCAAAGAGAUUUGUUUUGUUUA
Molecule: messenger RNA, 2176 nt
Organism: Corylus avellana
Lineage: Eukaryota; Viridiplantae; Streptophyta; Magnoliopsida; Fagales; Betulaceae
Product: coatomer subunit delta
Biological process (GO): retrograde vesicle-mediated transport, Golgi to endoplasmic reticulum; endoplasmic reticulum to Golgi vesicle-mediated transport; Golgi localization
Cellular component (GO): COPI vesicle coat
Source: RefSeq, a predicted model, not a curated record